AUGAACAUCCUGGACACCUUGUUUGGCCGGUCAAUGACCCCUGCAGAGCGUCUGCGACAGCAUCAAAGAUCCCUUCAAAAAGCACAGCGAGAGCUGGAUAGGGAAAAGGGGAAAUUGGAAGCUCAAGAAAAAAAGACAAUGGCUGAUAUAAAGCGAAAUGCCAAAGCUGGUAAUAUGAAUGCAUGCAAAAUCCUCGCGAAAGAUUUGGUACGGACGAGAAGGUAUAUUCAGAAAUUCACACAGAUGAGAGUACAACUUCAAGCGGUAUCACUCAGAAUGCAAACACUAAGAAGCAACGAACAAAUGGCCACAGCUAUGAAAGGCGCAACAAGAGCAAUGGGCCAAAUGAAUCGAAGUUUGAAUCUUCCUCAAAUACAGAAAAUCAUGAAUGACUUUGAGAAAGAAUCCUCAACUAUGGACAUGAAAGAAGAAAUGAUGUCGGAUGCAGUGGAUGAUGCGAUGGAGGACGAGGAUGAAGGCGAAGGCGAAGAGGUAGAAAGUGAUAAGAUACUGAAAGAGGUCUUGGACGAGAUUGGUAUGAGUAUGAACGAAUCUCUCGCCUCCGCACCAACUGCCAAUCCGCUAGCCAACGAACCGGUACAGAACUCUCGAGUGGCAGUAGCCGAAGGUUUGCCAUCUAUGCCUACCGGCGGUGGCGGGGAGACACCAAAAGGACCAGGUGGAGGCGGAGGACCGAUGAGCGCAGACGAGGCUGAUCUUCAGAAACGAUUAGACGCGUUGAGAAGAGAUUAA
Kwoniella shivajii is the source of this 753-nucleotide messenger RNA. RefSeq lists its product as uncharacterized. Gene Ontology annotation, cellular component: ESCRT III complex; multivesicular body. Gene Ontology annotation, biological process: endosome transport via multivesicular body sorting pathway; protein transport; late endosome to vacuole transport. Lineage: Eukaryota; Fungi; Basidiomycota; Tremellomycetes; Tremellales; Cryptococcaceae. The record is from RefSeq and is a predicted model, not a curated record. The coding region runs from base 1 to 753 and encodes 250 amino acids. The transcript is spliced from 5 exons.